GAAGCUGACGGUCCUUUUCCUGCGCGUGCCCGUGGCAGAGACGGUGUUCAUCUGCCGGAGAAACGGUACACAAUGCCAUCAUUGGUUUUAAACAGCAGCGAGAACGUUGUCACCAUGAACGAAGGAUUAGAGAACAAUUUUGAAGCCAAAAAAAAGAAGGACAAGACCAAGAAGAAAAAAAUGACCGAGACGGAGGAGUCUGCUGACUACGAUCCACCGGCUCCCAAAAAGGUCAAACGAGAAAAGAUGGACACCGCCAACGGGACAGCGCAGAAAUCUUCCGAAGUUAACGAAAACUUUGGGAAGAAACCAGUUAAGGUUAAGAACAGUCAUUCUACUGAUGAGCUCGUGAACCCAGCAAGCGAACAGUCUGAGAAGAAGAAAAAGAAAAAGAAGGCAGCGACACCAGAUGACACAACAGUCGACCAAGUAGUACCAUCCGUCAAUGGCAUUAGUACCAAAUCCCUGAAGACACAAGCCAAAGUCAGCGGGCAUUUCACAGACUCCACCUCAUCACAGACCAGUGAAGACUCCAACAGUGAGAGUGAAAAGGAUGCGGAGACGCCAGAGCAAAAAGAGGGCGCCUUCUCGAAUUUCAGAAUCUCACAAGACACCAUCAAGCUACUCCAAGCGCGGGGUGUGACGUAUCUGUUUGACAUUCAAGUGAAGACCUUCAACUCGGUGUACGACGGGAAGGACGUGAUCGGCCAAGCCCGAACCGGCACAGGAAAGACCUUCUCUUUCGCUCUCCCGCUAGUGGAGAAACUACAGUCAGGAGCUGAGGAGAAGAGAAGAGGCAGAGCACCAAAGGUGCUGGUUCUCGCUCCUACUCGAGAGCUAGCAAUUCAGGUGACUAAAGACUUCAAGGAUAUCACCAAGAAGCUCUCUGUUCACUGCUUCUAUGGAGGAAGUUCCUACAACCCUCAAGUGGAUGCCAUUCGUAGCGGCAUCGACGUACUUGUUGGCACCCCAGGCCGAAUAAAAGACCACCUUCAGAACAAUAAACUGGAUCUGUCCCAGCUGAAACAUGUGGUGCUGGAUGAAGUGGACCAAAUGCUUGAUAUGGGCUUUGCCGAACAAGUGGAGGAGAUCCUCUCCGCUUCCUACAAAAAAGGUGAUGACAGCAACCCUCAGACACUGCUCUUUUCUGCCACUUGCCCUCCUUGGGUUUACGACGUGGCGAAAAAAUACAUGCGUUCCCAGUACGUCCAUGUGGAUCUCAUCGGCAAAAAGUCUCAGAAAGCAGCCACCACAGUUGAGCAUCUGGCCAUAGCAUGCCAUUGGUCUCAGAGGGCAGCAGUGAUUGGUGAUGUAGUGCAGGUGUACAGCGGCAGCCACGGACGCACCAUUGUCUUCUGUGAGACCAAGAAGGAAGCACAGGAGCUGUCCAUGAACACCUCCAUCAAACAGAAUGCACAGUCUUUGCAUGGAGACAUUCCUCAGAAACAACGAGAGCUCACACUGAAGGGCUUCAGGAGUGGCAGCUUUGAGGUCCUGGUGGCCACCAACGUGGCUGCACGAGGCCUCGAUAUCCCAGAAGUUGAUCUGGUUGUACAGUGUUCUCCUCCAAAGGACGUCGAGUCAUAUAUUCACCGCUCUGGGCGAACUGGCCGAGCAGGAAGAACUGGCAUCUGCAUCUGUUUCUACCAACGCAGAGAAGAAGACCAACUGCGAUAUGUGGAGCAGAAGGCGGGUAUUACUUUCAAGCGCGUUGGCGUUCCAACAGCUAAUGACAUCAUCAAAUCCUCCAGUAAAGAUGCAGUCAGGUUCCUGGAUUCUGUACCUCCAGCAACUGUAGAACAUUUCCGCACAGCGGCCGAGAGGCUAAUCGAAGAGCGAGGUGCAGUGGAGGCGCUAGCUGCUGCACUUGCACACAUUUCAGGAGCCACGAGUCUAGAGCAGAGAUCGCUCCUCAACUCGGAUGCCGGUUAUAUCACAUUGGUGCUCAAUUGCUCUCUGGAGAUGCAUAAUAUCGGUUAUGCUUGGCGAGGGCUGAAAGAGCAGCUCGGGGAGGGAAUAGAUGACCAGAUUAAACGCAUGACCUUCCUGAGGAGUAAAAAGGGUGUUUGCUUUGACGUCCCAGCCGACAAGGUGAAAGAAAUCCAGGACAAAUGGCAAGAUGGCCGCAGGUGGCAGCUGACCAUCGCCACUGAACUUCCCGAACUGGAGGAAAGCAUGCGGAACCAUGGAGAACGAGGGUCUGGUGCAAGAGUCAGAGGUCGUGGUGGAUUCCGCAGCGGCUUCCAUGGUGGCAAUAACCGAAGUGGAGGGAGAUGGAGAGGAGGAGGAGGAAGAGGAAGAGGUGGUCCUCAAAAGAGGAACUUCAGCCAGGCUUUUGACUAUUAAACAUCACACAUUUGCUCUUGAGUGGCUUUCUUUUCCAGCCUUGAAGACUGGGUCUGUCAAUUUCUUUUUCUUUUCUUUUCUUUUUUACUUGUAUUUGGGGAAUCAGCCAUUGUCCUUCUCUGGAAAACUGUUUUCCCAAACCUUACUCAGAAAAAACAAGCUAAUUGCCUUGCAAUUGUGUAUUUAAACAGCUCUAUUUAAGCCCAUUCACAUGAAUGUGAAUUUCAUUAAAGUUGUCUUAAUACACAUAAA
Neoarius graeffei (lesser salmon catfish) is the source of this 2598-nucleotide messenger RNA. RefSeq names its product DEAD (Asp-Glu-Ala-Asp) box helicase 21 (gene ddx21). Bases 73 to 2346 code for a protein of 757 amino acids. Gene Ontology annotation, molecular function: ATP binding; RNA binding; RNA helicase activity. The transcript is spliced from 16 exons. The record is from RefSeq and is a predicted model, not a curated record. NCBI's taxonomy places the organism in Eukaryota, Metazoa, Chordata, Actinopteri, Siluriformes, Ariidae.